This is a messenger RNA of Blepharisma stoltei, 787 nucleotides long. NCBI's taxonomy places the organism in Eukaryota, Ciliophora, Heterotrichea, Heterotrichida, Blepharismidae. The record is from the annotation of a GenBank genome assembly.
AUGUAUAAGGCUCCAAUUCGACACUUCAGUCUCAAUAAAUUUGCGCUCUGGGUUGACCACACCUGGACAGGUGCUGAGCAGAGAGCUCACGAGAUUGGCAAAAACUAUACUUUUAUCAGCCUUUUCUCAAGAAUAGGAAUUCUCAAGAGUCCAAGAUUAAUCAGCUAUCUUUCAGAAAAACUUGACAAACCAACAUUAUCACCAGCUGUAGAAAACUCAAAGGUCACUGACAACUCACUGCUGUUGUUUUACUCUCAAAACGUUGCAAGAUAUGCUUUUGCAUCAAUAUCUCAUAAUUUAUAGCUAAAUUAUUAGAAAAUUAAAUUAAAAAGGCAUAACACUAACUAGUAUUGAGGAUAGUUUGGUAAACACUGAAUACCUUCCAGGAAUGCGCUUGGCCGCUGAAUUGAUCGCUCCUCUAUAUUUAUUGAUUGUUCCUCCUUGGUGGCUACCAAUUAUGUUUUACACUUUUGGGAUGUGGUUUUACCAGCCUCUGGCUGCUUCAUUUGCAAGGUCUGCAGUUGUAAGAAUGGACUUACUACCAGAUUUUGAAGCAAUCCAUGUUCAAAAGGUCGGAGCUUUUGGGUUCACUAGGUCUGAAAUCGUUCCAAUAAAGAACUUGGUGAAAUCCAAGCUGGAGCAUUCGAAAUACGAUUAUUAUCAUAGGUUAAUGGCAGGAUUUGACAGAGAUAUGAUGUUUAAAGAUGCUGAGUCUGGAGAAGAGUAUAAUUUUGAAGUAUCAGGAACAUGGGUUGAUGAGAAUCUUAAACAUCCUCUUAUUAACUAA